AAUAGAUAAGAAGACAGAGAAGGUUAACCACUCCAUAUCUACCUACACUCUUCUUUCCUUACCAAACCAAAAGUCGCCAUUUUUCUUAUUCAUCUACAGAGCUUCUAAAACAAAUCUCGAAAUCAAAAGACUUCUUCAAUGUCGGAAGAAAUACGAGACCACAAUCUCACCACCGACAGUAAACCAUCUCCGCCGCAGCAGCCGCCACAAAAACGCGGUCUCAUCAGUCGCAAGAGACAGCUCGUGUUUCUCUCUCUCAUGAUUUUACUCAUCGCAAAAGGACUCGUCGGGAUCGGAGAAGUAGCGUUUGUAAUACUGUCUUAUGUCUACUUGUAUGAGUUCCUCUCCAGAUUUGCCUUCCCUCGCAAGCAAACCGAGCAGAAGAAGAGACUUUCAAACCCUAAAAACAAACUCUUUCAAGCUUACUUCCUUGCCACUGCCAUUAUCGGCCUACUCUUACCAAUUUGCUACAUCGGAGACGGAAUAUUCAGGGGAGACAUUCACGGCGCCGGAGCCGCCGCUCCGCAUCUAUUUCUCCUCUCCGGUCAAGCCUUCACCGAACCAAUUGGUUUCUCCGAAAAGUUCUCGACGCCGAUUGGUAUCCUCGGACCGGUAUUCUACAACGCUCGUCGAAUUUUCGCGCUUUUGGAUUGGGUUAAAGCCGAAUUCUCAGAUACUCAGCGUCCCGGUGGUCCGGUGAGGUUGUACGGGGGAAGAGCGAUUGCGUCGGUUAACACGGCGAUGUGGUUUUAUAAUCUGUUCGGUCUCUUGUUGCCUGUGUUUCUUCCUCGGUCUUGUGAGAUUUACUUCUCCGGCGAUAGUAAAGGAGAUUGAUUUGUAGUUUCUGUCUUCUAAUCUAAUUUAAAAUCUCAAAGGAUACUUGUUGUUUGUUUAGUGCUUUUGUGUCUUGUUUCCAUCGGAUAUAAGCGACAGUUUAAGAACUUUUUUGGGUUAAA
Molecule: messenger RNA, 956 nt
Organism: Eutrema salsugineum
Lineage: Eukaryota; Viridiplantae; Streptophyta; Magnoliopsida; Brassicales; Brassicaceae
Exons: 2
Coding region: 139-834 (231 amino acids)
Source: RefSeq, a predicted model, not a curated record